AUGUUUGCAUUUUUGCGAAUUUUAUUACUUUGUGUGCAUUUGUUGCAUUUUAAAACGACAUUAGCUGAGGAUGUGCCAUCGAUAAGAACAUUAACAACAACAUUAUCGGAUCCACUUCUAAAAACAAAGGCUCUGGAAUCCCAGGCCGCGCCCAAUGUCACAGUAGAACAAGCCUUUGAUGUUCCCGCGGAUGCGUAUUUAUCGCCAAGCAAUGCCCGGACGCAGCGACAACUUUUAUUUGAUCCGAGCUUGUUUUUACUGCAGGCCGGUCUGGCUGGCGGCGGAGCCUGGGAGGGCUCCAGGUGUCUGACCGCAAGGGGCCAGCCUGGCCUAUGCGUUCGCAUCAACAGUUGCCCGCAGUAUUUUCGCGUUGGGCGGCAGUUGUCUUUCAUAGCAGUUCGUCAAUGGCAGCCGCCAGGCUCGUUGGGGCUUGGAUCCGAUAUAUGUAAUUUUUAUGAUCAGCUGGGGCGCAUUAAUAACGGCAUCUGUUGCUCGAACAUGGAUACAAACACGCUUGGAAUCUUUCCGAUAUCGAUACCGACAACAACAUCAAAGACGACCACAACAACAACAACGGAGAAACCAUUGACAGUUGCCGAUGAGGUUAACGAGGCUGAAGGAGAGGAGGAGCCUGCAAAUGGGCAGCCAGAUCAGACCCUUGAUAAUGCAGAGCAUGAUACAGAUCCUAUAGACAAUGUUAACAGCGUGGAGGACACGCCCGACUUUCAGGAUAUGAACACCAUUGAGGCCAAUGCACCCGAGUCGCAACCGGCGCAACCAGCCCCAGCCCCGUCGCCGACACCACCCACUACCGCCAUUUAUCCGUAUCAAUGGCCUUUUGGCACAUUUGCUGGAGGCCUGCCACAGUGGCCGCCACCAAUACCGACGCAUCCGCCCACCGUUGGCGGCUGGCCACCUCCGAUACCGACUCAUCCUCCGAGUCAUCAGUAUCCAACACAUCCGACCACGCGACCUUAUCCCUCUACGCCAAGUUCGGUGCUGACCACACGGCGCACCACACCACGUCCAGGGAGCAGACCUCCAACCACCACCAGACGUCCCAGCCACCCGGUGGCAUCAACGACACCAUCCACGACAACGCGUCGGCCGAGCAGCGGAUUUAGUCCAGAGGGCCUGCCACUGCAGUGCGGUCACAGGAACCCAGUUUCACCCGAUCAGGAGCGCAUUGUGGGCGGCAAUAACGCCAGUCCGUAUGAGUUCCCUUGGAUUGCGGUUCUCUUUAAGUCCGGAAAACAGUUUUGUGGGGGCAGCUUGAUCACCAACAAUCACAUUCUCACAGCAGCCCAUUGCGUCGCAAGAAUGACCUCAUGGGAUGUGGCCGCCCUGACUGCCCAUUUGGGCGACUACAAUAUACGCACGGACUUCGAGGUGCAGCACGUCUCACGACGCAUCAAGCGCCUCGUGCGGCACAAGGGCUUCGAGUUCAGCACGCUGCACAAUGAUAUUGCUAUUUUAACGUUGAGCGAGCCGGUGCCGUUCAGCACCGAGAUCCAGCCGAUUUGUCUGCCCACCUCGCCGGCUCAACAGUCGCGCUCCUACAGCGGGCAGGUGGCCACCGUCGCCGGCUGGGGCAGUCUGCGCGAGAACGGACCGCAGCCAUCGAUUCUACAAAAGGUGGACAUACCAAUCUGGGCGAAUGCAGAGUGUGCACAGAAAUAUGGACGUGCUGCGCCCGGUGGCAUCAUUGAGUCCAUGAUCUGUGCUGGCCAGGCUGCCAAGGAUUCGUGCAGCGGCGACUCUGGUGGCCCGAUGAUCGUCAAUGAAGGCAGUCGCUACACCCAGGUGGGCAUUGUCUCGUGGGGCAUUGGCUGCGGCAAGGGACAGUAUCCUGGAGUCUACACACGAGUCACCUCGUUGCUGCCAUGGAUCUACAAGAACAUCAAAUGA
This is a messenger RNA of Drosophila novamexicana, 1908 nucleotides long. RefSeq names its product serine proteinase stubble. The coding region runs from base 1 to 1908 and encodes 635 amino acids. NCBI's taxonomy places the organism in Eukaryota, Metazoa, Arthropoda, Insecta, Diptera, Drosophilidae. Gene Ontology annotation, molecular function: serine-type endopeptidase activity. The transcript is spliced from 5 exons. Gene Ontology annotation, biological process: proteolysis. The record is from RefSeq and is a predicted model, not a curated record.